This is a messenger RNA of Yamadazyma tenuis ATCC 10573, 993 nucleotides long. RefSeq names its product putative ribokinase (gene RBK1). The record is from RefSeq and is a predicted model, not a curated record. Gene Ontology annotation, biological process: D-ribose metabolic process. Gene Ontology annotation, molecular function: ribokinase activity. NCBI's taxonomy places the organism in Eukaryota, Fungi, Ascomycota, Pichiomycetes, Serinales, Debaryomycetaceae.
AUGAGCAAAAGCAUUACCAUCAUCGGCUCGUUGAACUAUGACCUUGUAACGUACACAGACAAGGUUCCUGAAGGAGGUGAGACAAUGCAGGCCAAUUCUUUUGAAAAUCACUUGGGUGGAAAGGGGUUGAAUGAAGCAAUUGCGGUUGCAAGAUUAUCAUCCAAACAAUCUACCAUUCCUGUUAGAAUGAUAGGUAACAUUGGAAAUGAUACAUUCGGUAAAGAAUUGAAACAAGCUUUGGUUGAGGCAGGUGUUGACACCCAAUUCAUCAAAACCAUCGACGGGGUCUCGUCUGGGGUAGCAACUAUUUUGGUUGAGUCUCAAUCUGGAGAAAACCGUAUUUUAAUUACACCAGGUGCUAACGGGGAAUUGAAGCCUAGUUACGAAAACUACGAGACUUACUUCCCGAACAAAAACCAAGAAGGUUUCGUCAUUUUGCAAAACGAAUACCCCAAUACUGCCGAAUCAAUUGAAUGGAUUAAGACACAUCGGUCAAAAUUGAACAUUGCAUGGAACCCUUCACCAUUCAAGCCAGACUUGAUUAAGAGUGAAAUCUUAUCAAGAAUCGAUAUGUUGAUUGUCAACGAAGGUGAAGCUUUGGAUGUAGCCAAACAUCUUUUAUCGUCUGAGGAGAUUGUGGCAUUUGAUGAGAGUAUUAAACAAGAUAAAGUGAAAGGCUUUGGAGAGUUGGCUAGCAAAUUGACCAAAUUGAUCAACCCGGCUAAUAUAAAUCUUGUUAUUAUUACAAUGGGAGGCCAAGGAUCGCUUUUCUCCACUAAAAAUGAAGAACCAACUUUUGAAAAGUCCGUCAAAGUAACUUCUGUGGUCGAUACUACCGGAGCGGGUGAUACCUUUUUUGGUGGAGUAGUAGUGAAGCUUGCAUCUGGAUUUUCCACUAGGGAUGCAGUCAAGUUUGCAACCAAAGCAAGUGGUAUUGUGAUCCAGAAAAAAGGUGCUGUUGAGAGUAUUCCAUUAUUGGAGGACAUAAACUAA